AGCUAUAUAUACCACAAAUAAAAAAAAUAUACAAAACUCUAUGAAGAUGAAAGAAUGCAUAAACUGUCACAAAUGACGUGCUCGCGGCCACAAUGAUUUUAAAUACAAUGUGUUUACAAUUAUAAAAUUAAUAAACAAUGAAUAAAUAGGUGCUAUCAUUCAAAAUGGCACCAAAGAAGAGAUCGUUUUAUAGCAAAAGGUCGCCAUCCCCAUUGCUUCUACACAAAGAUCCUUCGUUAUCGACAUCUUUACCAUCCACUUCCAGAGAUCAGAGGUUACCAGUCAAUCGGUCGGAACCAGAACCGCCGUGCAUGGACAGAUGCCUAAAGUUCCUUUAUAACAGGCAAAAGAAAACAUUCUGUGGAAGGACUUGCAAAAGUUGGAUUUGUAUAAUCCUCUAUUCCAUCAUGUAUCUGAUAUUCUUGUCGACAUUCACCUUAAUAUUCCUUUACGGGUCUUUGAAGAUCAUGAAGCAUACGUUAGACUAUCAAUCUAUAGACAAAGAGCAAUUACUUACUUAUGAUGAGAGAGGAGUUGGUCUUACAGCAACACCGACUUCAGAAACCAAUUAUCCUCUCAUCUGGUACAGAGAGAACAAAGAAGAAGAUUAUUUGAAGUAUGUACAUGCAAUCGAUAAUCUCCUUUAUAACUAUAGGAAAAAGAGAGAUGUAAAUAGCUUAGGAGUGUGUGGACAGUCCCCUUAUGGUUAUGGUGAUACUCCUUGUGUGUUAAUAAGAAUCAAUAAGCAGUGGAGAUGGGCAGGUAAGCCGCUUGAAAUAGAUUCAGUGAAAGCAAAAUCAGCGCCGCGCGAAGUCCAGGAAUGGAUGAGGCAAGACAAGAAAUUGUGGUUGCAAUGUGGAGGUAGCAAUUCAUACGAUAAAGAACAUAUUGGUAGGAUAAAGUAUUAUCCAGAUCCUCCAGGGUUUGAUCCUAGUUUAUUUCCUAUGGAUUUGGAUGACAUAUCACCCCUAGUGGCAAUGCAAUUGACGAACUUUACUGUAGGGUUGUCACUGGCGAUAGAAUGUAAGUUGUGGUACGAUAAAGGUCCGUCGAGCGUUGAGUUUGUGGUUUAUGUUGCUCCUGAAGAAGUUGUUUCGAACAAAACUAGUCGUAGUGUAUAA
Molecule: messenger RNA, 1121 nt
Organism: Manduca sexta (tobacco hornworm)
Lineage: Eukaryota; Metazoa; Arthropoda; Insecta; Lepidoptera; Sphingidae
Product: sodium/potassium-transporting ATPase subunit beta-1-like
Exons: 1
Coding region: 165-1121 (318 amino acids)
Biological process (GO): sodium ion export across plasma membrane; intracellular sodium ion homeostasis; intracellular potassium ion homeostasis
Cellular component (GO): sodium:potassium-exchanging ATPase complex
Molecular function (GO): ATPase activator activity
Source: RefSeq, a predicted model, not a curated record